Molecule: messenger RNA, 1236 nt
Organism: Dovyalis caffra
Lineage: Eukaryota; Viridiplantae; Streptophyta; Magnoliopsida; Malpighiales; Salicaceae
Source: the annotation of a GenBank genome assembly
AUGGCCAAACUCUCUGUAACCUCCACUUCCACACGCAUCUCCCCAAUCCGCCGCUGCCGUCCACCACACUCCUCCCUCCGCACCACCAUGCCUGACAAUCACAACCCCCACCCUUCCUUCGAAAUAAUCGGAGGCGCACGUGACCUCUUUCUCCCAGCCUUCACUUCCUUACACCGUCCUUACACUCCUUUCCCUGUUUUUGGCCAUAACUGUCACGUUGAAACCAUUUUCGCUUCCCGCUUUCGUGCCACUCCUGAUGUCAGGUUCAAGCGUGAGUGCCUUCGUACUAAAGAUGACGGUGCUGUCGCUCUUGAUUGGGUCUCCGGGGACCACCAAAGCUUGCCACCCGAUUCUCCUGUUCUCAUUUUACUGCCAGGACUAACAGGAGGGAGCGAGGAUUCAUAUGUAAGGCAUAUGCUAAUCAGAGCAAGAAAUAAAGGGUGGCGUGUUGUUGUCUUUAAUAGCAGGGGUUGUGGAAAUAGCCCGGUCACUACUCCUCAGUUCUAUUCGGGUUCGUUUAUAGGAGAUAUGCGUGAAGUGGUGGAACAUGUUGGGACCAGAUAUCCAAAUGCUAACUUGUAUGCUGUUGGUUGGUCUCUUGGUGCCAAUAUUCUUGUCAAUUAUUUGGGUCAGGAAUCUCAAACGAUAACUGGUGCUGUAUCAUUGUGUAAUCCUUUCAAUUUGGUCAUUGCAGAUGAGGACUUCCGUAAGGGCUUUAAUGUUGUUUAUGACCGAGCUCUCACAAAUGCUCUGCGUAAAAUUUUUAAGAGGCAUGCUAGUCUCUUUGAAGAUAUGGGUGGUGAAUAUAAUAUCCCAUCAGUCGCCAACGCCAAGUCUGUCAGGGAGUUUGAUGAAGGACUAACUCGAGUUUCAUUUGGUUUCAAGUCGGUGGAUGAUUACUACUCUAAUUCAAGCAGUUCAGAUUUUAUAAAACACGUUCGUACACCUUUGCUUUGCAUCCAGGCUGUCAACGAUCCAAUUGCUCCAGCCCGGGGAAUUCCUCGUGAAGAUAUCAAGGAAAAUCCAAAUUGCUUGCUUAUAGUGACACCCAAAGGUGGUCAUCUAGGGUGGGUUGCUGGUGCUGAAGCUCCACUUGGGGCUCCUUGGACUGAUACCAUAGUCAUGGAUUUCCUAGAAUAUCUACGCUGUGGUGCAUGCAAAUCCUCUGCAUCUCAUCGCGGCACAGAAGAUGUGCAACAAUCUACCGAGGCCAUGCAUCAUCACCUAGAAGUAUAG